GCUACUCGUUAUCAAAUCAUCUGGGCGAAGAAUCUCUAUCUUGAGGUCGGGUCGAAAGACUACAAGAUAAUAGACGAAAUGCCUCAACUGAAGAACAAGCGCAAGCAGCCUCAAGUGCCUACAACAGCACCAAAACGCCAAAAGACAGGCUAUGAACUCGUUACACCUCCUCCAGACAACCCCGCCAGAACAAUCUCCAGUAUUGGCCUCUGCGACGAAGACAUCGAGCUUGCAAUCGACACACUCAACAGUCUCACAGCGAAUCCGGCAGUGAUCAAGGCGAAGGUCUGUAAAGAAUUGCGCACCGCUGUGUAUAGAUUCAGCAAAGCAUGCACAACUGGCCUCAACGCGACCUCCGGCGACACAAACCUCACGGCGAAGAUCAGUGGUGCUCUGGCUGAUGGAAAAUACACGGAAGCAAGAAUAUUAUUGGCAGAGAUGGGCAUCAGGAGACAGAAACCGAAGUUAGGUACACUAUGUCGGUGGGUCCGCGAUCUGGAUGUUGUGAGCGGGCUGGCGGAACAAUUGGAUGAAGAUGGAAGAGCAAGGACAGAGCGUGAAGAGAAAGCGCUGAUGGCGCUGGAUGCUGUCUUGCGCCUCACUGGACCUACGGAUUAUACGAUUGCUGAAAUGGCCAAAUCGAUGUCCAUGUCACAUUCGAUGCCGAUCAUACCACGGGAAACCUGGAAUCUCAGAGACGACGCUCCUCGCAGGAAUGUUUACAACAGCGUCCUGGAUCGCACACUCUUCAGCUCCAUUCCCGUCACAAUCUCUUGCUUUAAAGUUCUGGAAAUCACACCUGGCGCCCAGCGCAAACCUCCGAAUCUUCACCCAGCUAUUCUGUAUACCUCACAAGACGAUACCAUCCCACUAUCAGCGACUCCUCCAGAAAUAACGCACCACCAACAUCAGGUAGUGCCGAACCUACAUUUCUUAAGAGACGUACUCUUACCCUCCGAGUGCGAAGCAAUUAUCGCCGCCGGCGAGACUCUCGGCUUCACACCAGACGCUCCCAUUACAGAAGGUCAAGAGUCUAGUAUCCUCGCGCACAACUUUUACUGGAUCACCGACCCCGCUUUCAUUGCAAAACUCUGGUCCCGUGUCGCACCUUUCGUUCCCGCAGAAGUAGCAGGCAAGAGAGUCCGCGGCCUAAACAGGCGCUUCCGAGUGUACCGAUAUGUCCCGGGGGCCGAGUAUCGCGCGCACAUCGACGGCGCGUGGCCACCAUCCGGUGUCACCGAAGAAGGCAAAUACGUCUACGACACUUCCUCGCCACCGGCAAAGCAGUCGUCGCUGUACACUUUCUUGGUCUACCUGAAUGACGAAUUUGAGGCGGGCGAGACUACUUUCUUCCUGCCUAGUGCUAAGGAGGGCAGCAUGAACGCUUACUCUGUUAAACCUGUGCAGGGUAGCGUCGUAAUGUUUCCGCAUGGUGAAACUGAGGGUAGUCUGCUGCACGAGGGAACGGGGGUGAAGAAGGAGGGCGUCCCGACUGCUAAGUAUGUUAUCCGCACGGACGUGCUCUACGAUGUUGAGGCUAGGGGAGCGGUUUGAGGGACUCUACAUGAUCUUCUUAACGACUGUAUCCGCUCUUACUCGUUUGGCGAGAACAGAUGAAACGAAUGCCUACAUAAUACCUUUACACGAAAGUUGAUUUCAUGCGCAUAGUCUGUCC
Molecule: messenger RNA, 1675 nt
Organism: Dissoconium aciculare CBS 342.82
Lineage: Eukaryota; Fungi; Ascomycota; Dothideomycetes; Mycosphaerellales; Dissoconiaceae
Exons: 1
Coding region: 79-1554 (491 amino acids)
Biological process (GO): peptidyl-proline hydroxylation to 4-hydroxy-L-proline
Cellular component (GO): endoplasmic reticulum
Molecular function (GO): L-ascorbic acid binding; iron ion binding; procollagen-proline 4-dioxygenase activity
Source: RefSeq, a predicted model, not a curated record